AAGAAAGAAAAAACACAUCACAUUUCACAUACCCAAUUUCCAAAAACCCCAUUACCUGAGGCGGUGGACAUUAUCAAAGAGAAAAAAAAAGAACUAUAUCCACUAUUCAUUCAAUAUUGAUGACGACCCUAUAAUGGCCAAAAAAGUCAGAGGUGUGGACCUCCCCACCUCGUGAGAGAGGAGAGAAGGCUGUUUGGUGGUUGUUGUGUAUUGGCUGUGCGCAGGUUACCAUGGGCCGGGCGCAUUUUAGCACACGCACCUCAAUCGCCCACCCCCACCUAACCGGUGGCCUCAUUCAUCCCAUUCAUCAUCCAAAAGAAGAUCUCAAAAUCAGCCGCACACUCCUCCCUUGCUCCUCCACUCACUCACUUUGCCUUUUUAACUUUUUAACCCAAACACGGCCCAAACCCCCAAAAACAUGUCACCAAACGCCUCUAUCUCUCUCUCUCUCCCCUCCAUCCACCACCACUUUUUCUCUCACUCUCUUUCUCUCUCUUCUUUAUCCUACUCUCAACCUUAUCCCUCCACCACACCAACAACCACCUUCCUCCCCCUACUAUUGUGCGCCGCCUCCCUUAUCCUUCACCACCCCCCUCCUUAACCUACCAUUUACCUAAGACCAAAUCCCCACUACACCUCGCCGCCACCCACCAUUCUCUCUCUCUCUCUCUCUCGCUCUCUUUUUUUAUUUCUCUCUUUUCUUUUACAUCUUUUUCUCUUUCGAUCUAACGUGAGCCGGCUCUUCUCUUAAAAUACGCCUUUCGUUUUGAACCGAGAUCCGGUCAUGGCCUCCCCAUCGUCGCCACCGGAAUCCCCUCUUCCAUUGGGCCCUCCUCAAGCCAUUCCACUGGCGUUACCCGCUCCGCCGCCGUCUUCUUCGACGGUUCAGACCCAACCGACGCCUCUAGCUCAGGUCCAGCCAACUCCGCCGUCUUCCUCGCGGCGGCUUCCUCCGCCGUGCUGGUCUCACGACGAGACGGUGGCUCUGAUCGAUUCGUACCGUGAUAAGUGGUACUCUCUCCGCCGCGGGAACCUCAAGGCCACCCACUGGCAAGAGGUCGCCGAUGCCGUCUCGGCUAGAUGUCCCUCGGCGUCUCCGGCUAAGACCGCCGUGCAGUGCCGACAUAAGAUGGAGAAACUGCGGAAACGGUACCGUACGGAGCUUCAGCGUGCUCGAUCUAUGCCUGUUUCGAGGUUUACUUCUUCGUGGGUUCAUUUUAAGCGCAUGGAUUCGAUGGAGAAAGGUCCGACGGCGAAGCCCGAAAACUCAGAUAGCCCUGGUGAAGACGAAGAUCACGAGGAUGAAGAGGAAGAUCCAGAUCAGCAACUUUAUGAGGAAUUGAAAUAUGGGUCGAAUAUGAAGAGUAUGAGCAAGCUUUACAGGAAUGGAAUUGGGGGUAGUGGUGGUGGUGGUGGUGGUUCGAGUAGUAGUGGGUUUAGAAUUCGAAUUCCCACUGGGGUUAGUAUUGCUCAACCAGGGACGAAGGUUUAUGCUAAACUUGAUCCAAAGUUUGGGAUGAUUCAUCAGAAUUCGAUGAAUUCAGGGCCAAAUUUUGGUACUAAGGUUGUGAGGGAGUGUAAUUCAGUGAGACCCGGAUUGGGGAAGAGGGAGAGAGAGAGGGAAAAGGAGAAAGAUCCGGUGACCGAAAUGGUUUCGGCAAUUAAGGCAUUGGGAGAUGGGUUUGUGAGGAUGGAGCAGAUGAAGAUGGAGAUGGCGAGAGAGAUUGAAACAAUGCGAAUGGAGAUGGAGAUGAAGCGAACCGAGAUGAUAUUGGAUUCGCAGCAGAGGAUCGUUGAGGCUUUCGCGAAAGCUGUUUCGGAGAAGAAGAAGAAGGUCAAGAGAAUGCCCUCACCUGAGGCUUAGAUGGGGCUAGUUAGCAUUUGAUUUUGUAGGCUUUCUUAUUGGCUAUGAUCUCCCGAAUGAGGUUUUUCAGGUUGGUUUUGCUCAAUUGAGAGUUCUCUUUAGCAUUUGAUCAAUGAAUGAACUCUCAAGGGAAAAAGCAAAUCAAUGGGAUUUGAUCUGAUGAGUAUGAUAUUCUUAGCUUAGUAGUUUACUAAUUUCUUAUUAAGAUCAAUGUCAUGCCAAUGUUCUUUCUUUUUUUCAUCAUAGAGUUGUUAUUUAAAAUCACUAGAAUGUUUGAUUUGAUUUUCCUAGCUUAAUUUGCAUUAUAGUCCCACUAGUGGAAAUAUGUAAUAUUCUAGUUGUAUGUGUAUACUUUUAUUUUUUCUAAUUCUUGUUGAAGAAAGUAAAAGAGAGAUCUCUUUCUCUUUUGCAAUGUUGUUUCUGCUAAUGCUAAAUAAAUUGCUCUAUUUCAAA
Messenger RNA from Cannabis sativa, 2317 nucleotides. RefSeq names its product trihelix transcription factor ASIL2. Gene Ontology annotation, cellular component: nucleus. The transcript has a single exon. Lineage: Eukaryota; Viridiplantae; Streptophyta; Magnoliopsida; Rosales; Cannabaceae. The record is from RefSeq and is a predicted model, not a curated record. Gene Ontology annotation, molecular function: transcription cis-regulatory region binding. The coding region runs from base 785 to 1864 and encodes 359 amino acids.